Ectocarpus siliculosus is the source of this 926-nucleotide messenger RNA. The record is from the annotation of a GenBank genome assembly. Lineage: Eukaryota; Phaeophyceae; Ectocarpales; Ectocarpaceae.
UGCUGAAAAUUCGAAAUUGCGCGUCGCGUUGUUGCUUCAAGUACCAACCACUGGACGUUGUGGUACGCCGUACGUCAUACCCUCUGGUACGCAAUGCAUACAUGCAUGCGCCGGACCGCCUUCGCGAGAUCACUGCUACGCCACAAUCGUGAAAUUGCGCUUCGCGCGCGUAGUUGCACUUCAAGUACAAAGUACGUCCGUAACCCUGCUGUGGUACGCCACACAAGCCACAUUCCCUCCCACCUCCCACACCGGCUACCACAACCAACACCACCAACACCGGCAAGGCUUCUUUCUCCCUGCGCAUCCUGUUCGUCGGCAUCGUUUGGAAGUAGAGCUCGCACGGCAACGAAGAAGACGGCGUCAUGAGUUCGGGCCUGAUUCCACGAAGGAUGGCUGCCAUCGCAAGUUCGCGAUCUGCGUUCAGCGCAGCCGCAGCUCACCGGAGCCUUUGCUCGCAUCAUGAGCAGAGCCAACAUCAUCCGGGCUCUCACGGCCUGGCGCACCGCGCGUCCGUCGUAUCAAGCCCCAACGAGCAGCGGCUGCAGAGCCCUGACCAGCUCCACAACCAACAGCACAAGGAGCACGGCCAGCACGACCACCCUCACCGUUCGCACCACCAGCAACAGGCCAGGCGCCCCUCAAUGAGCCAGGCGCAACCGCAGGCGGGCGUGGCUGACUCGUCCAGCGGUGGAUGCGCUGACGACGUUCCUCAGUACUCCGUGUUGGCCUCCCAGCAGGUUUUCCACGAGGCGACGGAAGGUCAGCGUGAAGAGUGGGCCCUGGCCCAGCCUUCGCCGGAGGUCCGGCUUCGAAUGUCGGUUGAAAGGCAGCUUCAAGUUUUAUUGUUUCGCAUGCUUGCCAAGCGGUUGAUCUCGUGCCUCGUCAUCCCGUCGGCUGCUUGCGGCACCGGAGAGGUUGCAUGA